Messenger RNA from Adineta steineri, 1424 nucleotides. Lineage: Eukaryota; Metazoa; Rotifera; Eurotatoria; Adinetida; Adinetidae. The record is from the annotation of a GenBank genome assembly.
UCUAUAUCCGCAUUUUUUCUCUCUUAGAUCUGGGCAUGAUUUUUCACAUGGAUAUUGUAUACCUAUUAAUGACUAGAGGUUACAUAAAACAAAUGACUCGAAACAGUAAAUAGUUAUAUAGUGCGAGACGAAAAUCUGUAAAGUGGGUCCACGUGGACCCCACAACAGUAACUGAGGAUUAAUCAGUGCCAAUUAUCUACCUAGGAAUCUUACUUAAUCUUUAAUUUUUGUCAUCGAAAUCCACUAAAUUUUAAUAGCAUCUUGCCGAGAAUAUACACAAUUGUAUAAAUUACAAAAUCGAUCGAUGUUAAUACUUGUAAUAGGAUGAUAAUGUCAAGCACUUAAAAUAGCGAAACCAAAGACUAUAUAUAGUAACCAGAGGUGAGCAAAGCCAACUCCGGAGUUGACGCUUUUUUACCUGGAGUUAGAUUUGAUAUCGCAAACAUCGGGGUCGCAGUUGGAGUGGAGCCCUGAAAAGAUUGAUGGAGUUGGAGUUGCCCAUCUCUGAUAGUAACACUAAACAAUUAUUACUCUUGUACUAAUAACUAUACUCUCUGUUCUAAAUGGAGAAUCAAUUAUGAGCUUAGUACAGUCGAUAUAGAAAUCAUAUAUUUAAUUAUUUUCUAUUUUAUGAAAGGUAUAUUGCAAAUGAUUUUCAAUUCCAUUUAUUAGCUCCAAUACUUCUUAUACCAUUUAUAUUAAAUCGUCGUCGAUUAACAUAUGCAUUAUUAUUGAUUAUUCUUUUGAUAAAUAUAAUUACUACAAUAUGUAUAAUUAGUAAAAAUCCACAUUUUGAAGGAGGUUUAAUUGAUUUUGAUAGUCCAUCAUUGGAUUUUUUCGAGAAAGUUUAUAUAACACCAUGGUGUCGAAUUGGUCCUUUUAUUAUUGGUAUGAUAACAAGAUUAAUUAUUGAACAAUAUCAUUCUACAUUAUCUAAAAUUAAAAUUAUUUUCUAUACAAUCAUUUCAAUUAUUCUGGCAAUGAUUUGUAUUUAUUUUCCAUUUUAUUCAAAUUAUUUUCCUAAAUUUUUUGGUAUUAUCUAUCAAUCAUUAUCUCGUCAAUGUUGGGCAAUAGCAGUUGGUUGGUUAAUCUUUGCUUGUUCUACUAAUCAUGGUGGAUUAAUAAAUAAAAUUCUUUCAUGGCCUCUUUGGACAAUUAUAGCUCGUUUAAGUUAUUCAGCUUAUUUAAUUCAUCCAAUAAUUAUUCUUACACAAGUUUAUAAUCAUUUAACAACUAUUCAUUAUCAAACAAGUAUAGUUUUGAAUAAUUUCAUAUCACAAAUAAUUCUAACUUUAUUUACAUCAAUAUUUGUUGUUAUACUUGUUGAAAUGCCAUGUAGUUUAUUCGAAAAACAAAUACGAAAACAUUAUAAUGAUAAAAAACAAAUGCCAAUAAAUCAGCAAACAUAUGGAACUAUAAGUUAG